AUGGCGGACCAGGCGUUGGUGUUCGCGGUGCGCCGGCGUGAUCCGGAGCUCGUCGGCCCCGCAGCGCCCACGCCCCGGGAAACUAAGCGCCUGUCCGACAUCGACAACCAGAAUGUUCUGCGCAUAUACGUGUCUCUGGCCUUCUUUUACCGUGGCCGAGAGGACGCCGUUGCGCCGGCUGAUCCGGCCGGCGUCGUCCGACGCGCCCUCGGCGAGGCGCUGGUGCACUACUACCCGCUGGCCGGGCGGCUGAGGGAGGUGGAGGGGAGGAAGCUGGUGGUCGACUGCACCGGCGAGGGGGUGCUGUUCGUGGAGGCCGAAGCCGACGUGCGGCUGGCGGAGCUUCAAGCGGCCGGGCUCAGGCCGCCGAUCCCGUGCAUGGACCAGCUGCUACUGGAAGUGGAGGGCUCCAGCGGCACGCUCGGCACACCUUUGAUGCUCAUCCAGGUCACCCGGCUGCUCUGCGGUGGAUUUGUGUUGGCGCUCCGCCACAGCCAUGCCAUGUGCGACGCUAUCGGCAUCGCCCAGUUCAUCAACGCUGUUGCCGAGCUCGCCCGCGGCCUUCCCGCGCCGACUGUCGCGCCCGCGUGGUCCCGCGAGCUCCUCGAGGUGCCUAGGGCGCCUGCGUCGUCCUUCCCGCGCAGCGAGUCGGCGGCGGCGGCACAGGCGCCGCAGCCGGUGGACGCUGACAUGGUUGUGCGGUCAUUCACCUUCGGCCCCUCAGAGGUUGCCGCGAUCAAGAAACGCCUCCCCCCUCUCCUCCGCGACACGGCUACGACCUUCGAGGCGCUCGCGGCGUUCCUCUGGCGUGCCCGCACCGCGGCGCUCGAGUUCCCGCCGGACGACGACGCGCCGGCACCGCUGGCAAUCCUCGCCAACUUCAGAGCAGCCGCCGAGCUGGGUCUACCAUCAGGUUACUACGGCAACGCCGCCGUGCCAACGCUGGCGCUGGCUGACGCUGCGGCGCUGCGGCGCGGCUCCCUGGAAGACGCGGUAGCGCUGGUGCGGCAUGCGAAGGUCGUGGUGACCGCCGACUACGUGCGCUCCAGGGUCGAGGAGCUGGCGCUGGGCGGCCGGCCGCCAUUGAACAAGUACCUCCUCUCCGACCUUCGCCGUGCCGGGUUCCACCGCGUGGAUUUCGGGUGGGGCAAGCCGGUCUUCGGCGGGCCGGUCUACCAUGUCUUUGGCAUCAGCUUCUUCAUCGCCUUUACAGAUCAAAAUGGGGAGGACGCGGUUGUGGUGCCGGUCGCGCUGCCGCGGCAAGCCAUGGAGCGCUUCGCGGUGGAGAUGGAGAGUCUCUUCGUAUCUAAGCUCUAG
This is a messenger RNA of Lolium rigidum, 1317 nucleotides long. Its product is annotated as benzyl alcohol O-benzoyltransferase-like. The coding region runs from base 1 to 1317 and encodes 438 amino acids. The transcript is spliced from 2 exons. NCBI's taxonomy places the organism in Eukaryota, Viridiplantae, Streptophyta, Magnoliopsida, Poales, Poaceae. The record is from RefSeq and is a predicted model, not a curated record.